Messenger RNA from Cynara cardunculus var. scolymus (artichoke), 4376 nucleotides. RefSeq lists its product as uncharacterized. The transcript has 16 exons. The record is from RefSeq and is a predicted model, not a curated record. NCBI's taxonomy places the organism in Eukaryota, Viridiplantae, Streptophyta, Magnoliopsida, Asterales, Asteraceae. Bases 292 to 4074 code for a protein of 1260 amino acids.
AAGCUCCGGACUCAAGAACACAUCUAAUUAUUUAUUAGAAUCUUUCACGAAAAGAAACCCAAAUCUCUCAAAAGAAAACCUAACGUUAAAUUCCCCCACAAAUCGAUUAAGCUUCGUAUAAACCCUGAAAGCAUCAAUUUCACACGCGUUAACCAGUUGGCAACUAAAGGUUUAUUCUUCUGCUGGGACAAAAUUUGAGCUUUGCUUUCAUGUGCUGUGACACUUUGGUAUUGUCAUGCACGACUGUGUUGACAGGGUUUGUAACACAGAUAAUGUAUAUAAAGUGGUGCAAUGGCAUCAUCUGGUAAAUUUGAUCUUUCAUCUAGUAGCCCAAGCAGACCAUUAUAUACUUCAGGGAAGCGUGGGUCCUAUACAGCUGCCUCAAUGGACAGAUCAGCCAGUUUUCGUGAAAACAUGGAUAAUCCAAUACUAUCUUCUCUUCCAAGCAUGUCGAGAAGUACUAUAAAUGUAAGUCAAGGGGAUGUGACUAAUUUUUUUCAAUGCUUAAGAUUCGAUCUUAAGUCAAUGGCUGCUGAAUACAAGUGUAAUCGCCAUGGGGAUUUUAAGCGACUUGCAAAUGCUGCUCUUUGUGCACCAGAUGAUUCGUCAUCUGGGUCAUUGAAAGGGAAGCUGCCUUCUUCGUCCCCCGAGGAUCUGAAACGGUUUAAGGUUGGUCUGCGUGAAUCGACCAUUAAAGCGAGGGAGCGAGUGAAGAUAUUCAGUGAGGUCUUGUCGGUGAUCAACAAGUGUUUUCCAAAUCGUACAGCCGUGGGCAAGAUGGGUACCCAAAGCCAUGCUUCUACUGGUGCUUUUGAUUACGAGCAGCAGAAGAUUGAAGAGAGGGGGAAAAAUACCAUUCCUAACAAACGAACUAGAACUUCCUUGGUGGAUCAAAGGGCAGAUGUACGGCCUAACACGCCUGCUAGAUCAUCUGGGUCUGUAGAUAGGGAUAGAGAAGUUCUUAGACUUCCCAACAGUACUGCUCUUCAGGUUGAGGAUCGCGUAUUGCCAAUUGUAGCUGAUGGAUGGGAAAAGGCAAAAAUGAAGAAGAAACGCUCUGGAAUAAAGGCCGAUGCUGCUCCAAGUACAAGCUUAUUGUCGGCAAAACCUAUUGAUGGAUGCAGGGAACCCAGGCAGGGGAUGCACCCGAGGAGUCUUCCUGAUGCAAAGUCAAGGCUAAAUGAUUCUCACGGGUACAGGCCAGGAGCUGCUAAUGGAGGUAUUGGAGCUGGAAAAGCUGAUUCUGCUCAACCGGCCAGUAUGGGUAUACGUUCUUCCAUCCCAAGACCUGAGCAAGAGAAUACAUCUUUUCUUCAUGAUAAAAGAGAUCCGACUAUUAACUUAGAGCUGGAAAGGACAAAUGUCAGAGCUCUUAACAAGGCCAAUGUCCGUGAAGACUUCAUUUCUGGUACUCCUACCACGAAACUGCAUGCAGCUGCUCGAGGUCCAAGAUCAGGGUCAGGGUCAGGGUCAGGGUCAGGGUCAGGUGUCAUACCUAAAUUAUGCCAUGUUCAGCGGGCGACUGUUUCCAAUGGUUUGGAAUCACCUCAUGGUACAAGUAAGAGCCCUGGUGGUAUUGGUUCUACCAACCGUAAACGUACUCUAUCAACACGGUCUUCAUCUCCACCUGUAGCACAGUGGGCUGAACGGAGGCCCCAGAAGAUGUCACGUACAGCAAGGAGAACCAAUCUUGUCCCUGUUGUAUCUAGCAAUGACGAAGUCUCGGUUUUGGGUAACAGUGAUGUAACUGUCAGCGAAAAAGGACGUGGGUUUGCAAGACGGUUUCCGGUCAACUCUCCUAAGCAAUUCAAAUCUAAAGGUGACCAUCUUCAGUCAUCUCCAUUAUCAGAAAGUGAGGAGUCGGGGGCUAAUGAAAUAAGAUCUAGGGAUAACGGCAGCAAGUCUGAGGAAGUGGAACAGAAAGCCGGACUGAAUGUUCAAAAGAUGUCAACAUCUGUUCUUCCAAUAAGAAAGAAUAAGUUGAUGAGCGAGAAUGAUCUUGCUCAUGGGGUUUGUAGACAAGGCAGAACUGGGAGGGGUUUGGCUUCUUCACGAUCUGUUGUACCAGUUCAAAAGCUUGGAAUAGUGGGAACAGCGAAACAACUUAGAACUGGCAGAGUUGGUUUUGAUAAGCCUGAAAGUAAAUUAGGCCGGCCUCCCACUAGGAAACUCUCGGGUCGCAAAGCUUAUAUGCGUCAGAAACAUUCUGCAAUUACUGCUGCUACGGAUUUUCUUGUUGCUUCAGAUGAUGGGCAUGAAGAACUUUUGGCUGCUGUGAAUGCUGUUAUUAAUCCUAGUUGUGCUUUAUCCAACCCUUUUUGGAGGCAGAUGGAUCCACUUUUUGGUUUUGUAUCUGAUGCAGAUGUGACUUUUAUAAAGCAAGAGGGAAACAUUCGAUCAACUGCUAACACCGCAAACCCAAUAGAUAAUUGUGAUUCACACCCUAAUGGAAAUAUGUUGGUUGAACCUCCGCAAAGUGGAACUGGAAGCAGUAGUGAAUGCUCGGAGCAUUUAACGUCAGGAACUUGUCCCGGGGGAAUUUCCCUCUGUCAAAGACUUCUUGCUGCUCUAAUUUCAGAAGAAGAUAACAAUGAGUACACCUGGUGUGGAAAUGAUGACCUGAAGUAUGAUGUUUAUGGACCUGCAUUUGAGCUUGAACCAGAUGUAGAAUCCAAUGCCAUUAAUCUCCGGUCAUUGCAGAACUUCGAACUUGGUGGAAGUUUUGCCAGCAGUCAAAGGGUAGAUUCUACAUUAAGAUCGUGUAAUGAGCUGGGGCACAGCCAGUCAGAUAAUCAUGUUAUGUCCAUGGCAGAUUCAGCAAUUGCUACGGGUUUUGAUCAUUACUACGAUGGUCAACUUUCGGAUCCAGCCAUGAUGCCUAGCAUAACCUGUUCUCAUUAUCAAUAUGCUAGUAUGUCCAUGGAUGAAAGACUUCUCGUUGAGAUUCAUAGUCUUGGACUGUACCCUGCACGGGUGCCGGAUUUAGUACACCCUGGAGAUGAGGAUGUCGGCAGAGAUAUCAGUAGGCUGGAAGAAAAGCACAAUCAACAGGUUUCCAGGAAGAAAAAUCUGCUCAACAAACUUUUAAAAUCUACCGAGGAAGCAAAGGAGCUACAAGAGAAGGAAUUUGAACAGCUUUCUCUUGAUAAGCUCACAGGAAUAGCUUAUCAAAAAUACAUGAGCUGUUGGGGCUCUAAUGCACCUGGGGGUAAGGGUGCCAGUGGAAAAAUGGCUAAGCAAACUGCUUUAAAUUGUGUCAAAAGAACACUAGAUCGAUGUCAUGAGUUUGAAGCAACUGGAAAAAGCUGCUUUGCCGACCCAUUAUUUAGGGAAAUGUAUCUUUCUGAAUUAUCACGCGUAAAUGAUGCAGAAGUAGAUGCUGUCGUUAAUGGCGAAUCCGAGAAAGUGCCCAUGGAAAAACUUUCAGGUACACAAUUAAUGCCGUUGUUGAACAACCAUGACAUCUAUCCAUCUGUAAAUCACUCAUCUGAGCAAACUAUUGGCAAAGAUGAUAUCUGGUCCAGCAGGCCUAAGAAGAGAGAGUUGUAUCUUGAUGAUGUCGCGGGUACUUCUUCAGGAUUGCCAUCGGCCGUUGGAAGAGCGAUUAUGAACAGUGCAAAAGGAAAGAGGAGCGAUCGGGACAGAGAAGGUAAGGGGAAUGGGCGAGAAGUGUUGUCGAGAAAUGGAGGUCCAAGAAUUGGACGGCCUGCAUCUAAUGUUAAGGGUGAAAGAAAGACGAAAGCGAAACUAAAACAGAAAACGACUCAAUUGUCUGCAUCUGUGAACGGCCCUCUGGGGAAAAUCUCGGGUCCGAAGUCGAGUGAGGCGAAAAGUAGCACCGUGAAGGAAAAGGAUGAGUUUGUGUUGUUGGAGGAGCCGCUUGAUUUGUCCCAUUUACAACUUCCGGGAAUGGAGGAGCUUGGGGUUGGGGUUGGGGUUGGAGAUGGUUUUGGUGGGCAAGGGGAGGAUAUAGGUUCGUGGUUGAACAUUGAUGAGGAUGUGUUGCAAGAUGAGGACUUUAUGGGUCUGGAGAUUCCAAUGGAUGAUUUAACGGACUUGAAUAUGAUGGUUUAAAGUUGGUUAUGUUUGUAUGUAUAGUGAUGUUGAGUAUACUAGUUACAGUUACAGAUGAGAUGUGGUAAAUUAGGUUACGAUUCUUUUGAAGAAAGUUAAUAUCCGAGAGAUUUUGGCUCUUAUCUGAAGAUAAGAUAGUCAGUCGCUUAGGCUUAGGUUGUAAAAAUCUUUUUUGCUACCUAUUUUAGGCCACUUGGGGUUCUGCUUACUAGGAGACACUGUAUUCUGGUUGUAGCAUUUACUGAUCAGGGCACAAUGCUCUCUUGUACAUUCAAAUUACCUUCCGAAAUAAGAUCAAUUCG